AUGUCAGUGAGCAACAAUGCACCAGGAGCAAAUCAGAAAACUUUGGAGCCUCAACGACAUGGCGAUACAUCUGUCAAAGUUAACGUUCGUCUAAUCUUUCUUCGAAUAGGUGAAAUUGAUACAUUGAAUGAAAAAUAUCAAGCACAAGCAUCAAUUAAAGCCUGUUGGCCAGUUGAUUUUAAUGAACUAUCAUCAUGUCUUUCUCAUGAUGAUCAGAAACGUUUAAUUGAUGGUAAAUCUGUUUCACUUCCUAACUACGCUCAAUCAAAUUGGCAUCCACAACUUUUUAUUGAAAAUGUUAUGGGUGAAUUAAAAGAACAAAUAAGAUAUAGUGCGAAAAAAUCAAAACAAGAUAAUCAAAUCUAUGUGUUCGAAAAUCGUGAUAUCAAAGGCUCAUUCUGGGAAAAACUUGAAUUAAAUCAUUUUCCAUCUGAUGUUCAAGAUUUAUCAAUUUCUGUUGGAUCAAUGCUUUUUUCUGAUAAGGUUCUUUUAGCGCCUGAUUCAAAACAUUUGAGCGGAGUAAACCGAGAAGCAUUCGUAGAUCAACAAGAAUGGUCUUUAUAUGAACAUGUUGAUACUCAACAAAGAUUUGUUACAGAAUUUCUUUUCGGUGAUGAUGAUGAUGAGGAUGAUGAUGAUAAUGCUGAAGAAGAAGAUGAUGGAAAUAUACAUACAAGUGUAGAACAUCAUGUGGAUAAUCAAUUAAAAAAUACAGACGAUACGGAUGAUCGAAAACGUUCUAUUUUAACAGUUACUUGUCAUGCAGCUCGCCGUUCGCACUAUUUCUACUGGAACGGAUAUUGUCUCAUCUUAUUAAUAACUAUGGUUUCUUUUUGUAUCUUUUCAAUUCCACCACAUUUUACAGGCAAUCGAAUUCAAAUCGUAUGCACACUUCUUUUGACUUCCAUUACAUUUCGUUGGACUGUAAAUCGAUCGCUUCCAACUAUUUCUUACUUAACAUCAAUGGAUAAAUAUGCCAUAGUCUGUAUCUUUAAUCUAGUAGCACAUGCUGUUUGGCAUGCUGUUAUUGGUUUUCUCAUAUUUAUAAACACAACUAGUCCCACUAUUGUAUCAACAUCUUGGUUUGCAAAAUUGGAUCAAGCUGCCUUUUGCAUUGCUAUUGGUGUCUUCUUUAUUCUUCAUUUUAUAUUUAUUAUUUGGCUAUUUUUGGUCCCUCUCAAACACCGUAAACAUAUGGCAGACAAGGAUGUGCAAUACAGUUUAGACAAGAAAAACAGACGAAAGUGCAAAUCGGAUAAAACUCAAAAGAAAACAUCUUCUGGCUACACAGCAGUACCAGUCGUGAACAUUGAACCUAUAUAA
Messenger RNA from Rotaria socialis, 1323 nucleotides. The record is from the annotation of a GenBank genome assembly. Lineage: Eukaryota; Metazoa; Rotifera; Eurotatoria; Philodinida; Philodinidae.